UAGAUAAUGGCGUGGUGUAGGCGGCACUGCAAAACAAUGUUGGAAGGUUUUGCAACCAGAAAAGCAGCGGCUGCGGCAAGCAACUGGAAGAAUGAGACGAAUAAAAUUAGCAUGUUUUCACAAUUCAUAAGAAGAAAUUCUUCUACUUUAGCAACACUUAAGGCAGAGGAGAAAAAGAAGAAAGGAAUCAUGGAAGAAGAAAGCUUGAAGUAUAAGUCACUCUAUUUAUGUUUCGAGGAGUACACUAACGACAAUGCUCAUGUUAUUCAAUCCAUCAGAUUAAGCCAUCUGUUGGCACCACCAGUACAUGGCAGCGAUGAUCUGAAAUUACAAAGAGUUGCUUAUAGAUGUGGACCGGAUACUGUUGUUCCCCUACAUAUGAGUACUGGCGUCGUCGGCUCCAAAAUUAUUCUCUUUGGUGAUCCAAGCAUAGAUCCAAACCCGGAAUUGCAGCCUUCCCAAGUUUUUAAGAUUAGUAUACCUGAACCUGUUCUAGUAGAGGUGGACGACAAACUUUAUCGUUUCGGUGGUCGAUGUGACUGUGAGUCAUUUGAGGUUUUUGAACCAAUACAGGAUGCCUGGUUGCCUCUGGAUGUGCCUCCUCGAAAGUAUCCCCACGGCUUCACUCAUGCAAUUGCAGGCACCAAAAUCCUACUCUGGGGUAGAAAUCAGGCUGGAGUAUACAUGUUUGACGCGACCCAUCCGGAAAAAGGAUGGACAGAAUUGGACCCUUGUUUGGGAAGCUAUAUUCCUUCUAUUGAUGGUUAUGAUCAACUAUUUGUCAAGUUGAAGUUUCACCAUCAUGGUGAUAGUGAGGGUUUCCUAAUGUUCUCCAUUAAUUUGGAACAACCUCAUACAAUACUAGCCUUCCACAUGUCUUGUACAUGUGAUUCCUUAAAACCUAUGGAACCUCUGCAGCUGCCAGAAUGGCUUCCAAAAUUUCAUAGACCAAGUCGAUGUCUGUUUUUUCACCUCGGAGGGCAAAAAGUCGGCCUUGUUUUCUCCCGUGAUUCAUUACGUGAGGAUACAUUACGUGAUUACUUUUAUGAUCAUUAUGAUUUCCCUUCUGAUUAUGAUGACGAUCAUUAUGAUUUCCCUUCCGAUUAUGACGACGACGAUAAUGAAGACAACGAAGAUGAUGAUAAAGACAACAAAGACGAUGGCCAUAAUAAUGAUAAUCACGACGUCUCUGAUAAUGUUAAUUAUGAUGCCCUUGAGGAUAAUGACAAUGUGAGAGUUCUUGUCAUAAUCUUUGAAUACGAAAUUGCUGAGGAAUCCAUGGACAUCAAAUACAAGUUGCUUUGUACUCGCUGCCUUGAAUACUCUUCCAAGAAUCCUGAAGAAGAAUCUUGGAACGGUACUUCACAACUAAUAGGUGCCUAUGUGAUGUAA
Messenger RNA from Rosa chinensis, 1392 nucleotides. RefSeq lists its product as uncharacterized. The record is from RefSeq and is a predicted model, not a curated record. Gene Ontology annotation, molecular function: protein binding. Lineage: Eukaryota; Viridiplantae; Streptophyta; Magnoliopsida; Rosales; Rosaceae. The transcript has 2 exons. Bases 7 to 1392 code for a protein of 461 amino acids.